UAACGACCCAUUCAAUUCUUCUGGAUGUGCUCGUACAGCUUACACGCAAUUACCAUCUCAUAUAAAGAACUGUCCAAAUAUUAAACUAGUUUGAAUGUCAAACAACCUCUCUCUCUCUCUCUCUCUCCCUCUCUCUCUCCCUCUCACCAUGGGAAGCAGGUCCUUGGCCUUGUCUAGGUGGGUUUUAAUUGUAGCCUUUCUUGUUGUUGGCUUAGCCGGUGAAACUUGUAACGCCAAGGAUGAAAGCACCAAGUGUACCUCUUCCUGUGGCAAUAUCCACAACAUAAGCUAUCCUUUCCGACUAAAACAUGAUCCAAAGCACUGCGGCAAUGUAAAGUAUACUCUGUUUUGUGAGAACGACAAUACACUUGUAGACGUACCUUCUUCUGGAAGAUACUAUGUCCAGGCAAUCAACUACCAUAACCAAACAAUCCGACUCGUAGACCCUGGCCUUCAGAACAACAAUUGCUCCUCCAUGCCUCGAAAUUUUCUUCCCGGGUUAAGAUUUCCAUAUUCUAUAGGCAAGACAAGGGGUUCACCGCUUUCAACGCCUAUAUUUUACAUCAUGUGUUCAAAUCCAGUGAAUUCUUCUCUGUACGUGGAAACUGCUCCAUGCUUGAACACAAGUGCUACUUCUUUGGUCCAACAAAAGACGUAUAGUUAUGUGAAGGCUGGGGCUAUGGUAGUGGGGGAUUUGAACAGGGGUUGCAGUGUAGAGUACGCUUCGGCGCUCUUGAACUACUCUAAGGACUACAUGCCCUCUUAUAAAUCCAUACACAGUGCACUCAUGUAUGGCUUCGAGCUUAGAGUAGAUUGGCCUUACGAAAAGUGCCCAGGCCAAUGGACUUCUAAUUCUAAAUGUUUUCCACGCACCAUCCUAGGUUUAAUUCGAUUUCGAUGGGAGGUUACUAAAGUUUUCUUUUCUCGUGGAGACGUGUACGUUGCUAGACAUCCAUGCUUUGCCUUCCAAUCCAUCCGGCGUAGAUGGGGGCCACUCAUUUGCUUGGGUUCAUUUUUUGCAGCAAGACUCAUUUUUGGGGUUCCAUGUAUGAUUGCGUUCGUAAUCUAUAAAUGGCGAAGACGACAUUUGUCAAUGUAUAGCGUCAUAGAAGAUUUUCUACAAAGUGAUAGCAACUUCUUGCCAAUAAGGUACUCUUACUCAGAAAUUAAGAAGAUGACUAAUAAAUUUAAGGAUAAACUGGGUGAAGGCGGCUAUGGCUCUGUAUUUAAAGGAAAGUUACGCAGCGGCCGUUUUGUAGCAAUUAAAGUUCUGGGCAAGCCCAAAGGUAAUGGGCAAGACUUCACAAGUGAGGUAGCUACCAUUGGAAGGAUUCAUCACGUUAAUGUGGUGCAACUUAUUGGUUAUUGUGUUCAGGGAUCAAAUCGUGCUCUAGUAUAUGAAUUCAUGCCAAAUAGCUCUCUCGAUAAAUAUAUUUAUUCCAAAGAAAAAAGCAUGCCCUUAAGUUGCAAGUACGAGAUUUCUCUCGGAGUGGCUCGAGGGAUUGAAUAUCUGCAUCAAGGUUGUGAAAUGCAAAUUCUACAUUUUGAUAUCAAGCCUCAUAAUAUUCUUCUUGAUGAGAACUUUAAUGCAAAGAUUUCUGACUUCGGGCUUGCAAAAUUAUAUUCCGUAGAUGAUAGCAUUGUCUCUUUGACAGCAGCAAGGGGAACAAUGGGCUAUAUUGCUCCUGAGUUGUUCUACAAAAAUAUUGGAGGUGUUUCCUACAAAGCUGAUGUCUAUAGUUUUGGAAUGUUGCUCAUGGAAAUGGCAAGUAGAAGGAAGAAUUUCAAUUCAAUGGUAGAGCGUUCAAGCCAAACUUACUUCCCGUUGUGGGCGUACGAUCAAUAUAACAAAGGAAAUGACUUGGAGAUGGGAGAUUUUAAUGAGGAGGAAAAGAAAAUCAUAAAAAAGAUGGUUAUAACUGCAUUGUGGUGUAUUCAAAUGAAGCCAAGUGAUCGGCCUUCCAUGAACAAAGUCAUAGAAAUGCUCGGAGGAGAUGUUGAAUCCCUAAAGAUGCCUAUCAGACCUUUUCUGUAUCCACAGGAGAUGCAUGCAAUUGAUGUUCAAGAAAAUUUGAACUCAAUAGGUUCCAACGGGGAGUUAACAUGGACUUUGUCAGCUAGGUGAUCAUCAAAUUGUUAAAAAAUGCAAUCAUU
Messenger RNA from Prunus mume (Japanese apricot), 2154 nucleotides. Its product is annotated as LEAF RUST 10 DISEASE-RESISTANCE LOCUS RECEPTOR-LIKE PROTEIN KINASE-like 2.2. Gene Ontology annotation, biological process: protein phosphorylation. The record is from RefSeq and is a predicted model, not a curated record. Gene Ontology annotation, molecular function: polysaccharide binding; protein kinase activity; ATP binding. Lineage: Eukaryota; Viridiplantae; Streptophyta; Magnoliopsida; Rosales; Rosaceae.